UUUUGACUUGUUUUGACAACCCCUAUUACCCAUUUCAAUAAUGACUACCAUAACGUUUACACCCUGUAUUAUACUCAAUUGACAUUGUAGCAUUAAUGCUAAAUAAAUCUUCAACACAUUCGUUUGACAAGUAUUUGUCAAACAGUGAUCCUCACGGUAAUCAAAGUUUUUGUAUUUAACCGUCAGACAGCUGUCAUGUCCUAAACCAUGUCGUUUAAUCUUAGAUUGCUUGUCGUUCUUUCGUUAUAUUUUCUCGUUCGUACGCAAGCAAACGUUCUACAGCUAAAAGAGUCGAAUUUCGAAUCGGAAGUUUCGAAAAACGACACGCUGGUAAUAUUCUACAGUCCCAAAUGUAAGUACUGCAAAACUGUGGACAUGAUAGUGGAUUACUUGAAAGAAAAACUUGACGAUGAAGCUAGAUUGGCGAAAGUAAAUUGUGAUAACGAAAGGAAUAUUUGUCGAAGGUUUUACGUAAGGACCUUUCCGAAAAUAUUGGGAUUUGGAAAUGGAACGAGGUUGAACAAAACGUCUGCGUUGUCCACUUAUGUCGACAAAGGGUAUAAAUACGAACUUACAGAGUCCGGUUGGAGAGGCAUAUACAAAAACGAAAGCGAUGUAGACGCAAUGAUCGGUGACAUAUUCGAAAAAGCUCAACGUUAUUACUACGCGCCAACCAAAAUCGUAUCGAGAAAAGACUUGCAACAGUUCACCACCUCUAACAAGUCGUCUGUAGUCGGUUUUUUCAAGCUCCAAACAGAAAUGUUCAAUGCCUUCGUUGAUACGAAUUACGCAAUGAAAAGAGGGUAUGAUGAUAUCCAGUUCGGUCUGUGUGUCUCCAAGAAUAUCUUGAACAAUAUCGAUAUACAGGGGAUAUUUUUUUAUCAGCCGCCACAUCUUCACAACGAACACGAGGAACCUGUGGUUAGGUACAAGCCGAGAGGUAAACCAACAGUGAAAAGGCUGACAGAUUUCAUUUUGAGGCUUCAUAGAGGCCUGGUGCCACAUAGGAAGUUAACCAACAAAGAGGAGUUUCAAACACCUUUGAUAAUAAUGUACUGUAUCUUCAAUUAUGAGAUUAACCCGAAAGAGUCGAAAUAUUGGAGGAAAAAAAUGCUGGAACUAGCUAUGAAGUAUCGUCGUAAAGUUCCUUUUGUCAUCAGUGAUAAAUACGAAUUUAAGGAUGAGCUGAGACAGUAUGGGGAAGUUGUUAAUGACAGUAAGCCUUUGAUUGUAUUUAAAGGUAUGAAGGAUGACAUUCGGAAGCUUAGUUUGGAUAGGAUAGAAGAUGAAAUUGAUGGAUUGUUUAAUUCUUGAGCAUGUGAUCGUUAUUCAAUAAAUGAGUAGUUACAA
Messenger RNA from Acanthoscelides obtectus, 1350 nucleotides. Lineage: Eukaryota; Metazoa; Arthropoda; Insecta; Coleoptera; Chrysomelidae. The record is from the annotation of a GenBank genome assembly.